Molecule: messenger RNA, 429 nt
Organism: Peronospora matthiolae
Lineage: Eukaryota; Oomycota; Peronosporomycetes; Peronosporales; Peronosporaceae
Source: the annotation of a GenBank genome assembly
AUGGAAGACGCGCUGACAGCACGUGCACGUUCAGUAUACGCGGACACGAUGUGGUAUACGCUUCAGUGGCGAAAGGCCAAAUGGGAAAUGGGAAUGCAGACGUCGAGCGCGGUCAGCAGCUGGUGCAGCGAGUGGCGAGUUGGUGUGGCCCACGUCAUUUCCGAUGUUUUGGUGCCGUUUGUGACCAGUGGAGAGAAGCACGGACUUUACGGGGACAGAGCCGCGACGUCGAGGGAGGGGGCCACCUGGCACGCUGGAUCGGGACAAGAAUGUACAAUAUGGCGGCGUCGUGGGCACAACACGUGGGUGCUCGAUUGCGGAUUCAUCUUCUGUUUCUACGGAUCUUUUCGGCAGCAUCGACGCCACACUUUGUUCAUCGGCCGCCACGAGAUUCCUACUGAUGACUUUCGAGCAGCUACUCUCCUCUAG